CGCCGACGACACCAGCCCCCCAACAAGCACCUCCAUACGCGCACACGUAGCAAUCCUCCAUGGCAGAUUCACGUAGAGAGAGAAUCAAGGAGGAAACAGUUCGGAAAGCAGUAAACGCCCUCCUCAAAUGGAGGCAGAAGAAGCUGCAAUCAAACUCCGACCACGAAGAAGAAGAAGAAGAAGAAUCAGAAGGUGAUGAUUUCAUAUACCUCUCACUAACCCUAAAAAAAGUGCCACCAAAAGCCCUAACUCUCGCACCCCACCGUAUACCCCUCCGCCACUCUCUCCUCCCCGAACACCACUCCACCUUGAAUCUCUGCCUCAUCGUCGACGGCAAAAAAGUCACCGCCGAAUCCGCCCUCAAGGCCCUCGCAGCCCAAGGCGGCGACCCCUCCGUAAACCAGGUUCUCAAGCUUUCGAAGCUCAAAUCGGAUUACAGGUCCUUCGAUUCAAAAAAGCGCCUCUACGAUUCGUUCGACGCGUUUUUCGCGACUGAAAAUGCUGUCCCUCUGCUCCCCAAGGUUUUGGGGAAGGUUUUCUACAAGAAGAAGUCGAAGAUUCCUGUGCCGGUGGAUUUGAGAGCUGAUUGCAGUAACUUGGAGGAGGAGAUCGAAAGUGCUUGCAAUUCGAGCUUGUUGUGUUUGAGCGCCGGGACCUGCAGUGCGGUGAGGGUUGGGAGGUGGGGGGUGACGGAGGGGGGUGAGAUUAUCGAGAACGUGUAUGAGGCGAUCGAUCGUGUGGUUGAGAUUGUUCCGAGGAAAUGGGCUGGAAUUAAGUGCUUUCACUUGAAGUUUUCGGAUUCUUUGGCACUGCCUAUUUACGAGUAUUUGCAGCCCGGUGGUGAAGACGGUGGAUCGAGCUUGGUCGGAGAGAAGAGGAAGAGGGGAGUAUUGGAUUCUGCAAGAAAGAAAUGAUUGAAUGACCGAAAAUAGAAACGAAAAAGAAGUUGCAGUAUCUCAUUCGAUUGCAUUUAUGCAAUUCUUGUUUGCAUAGAUCAAUCGAGGAGUGAAUGGCAUUCGAUGGGAUUGGACUUUUAGUUUUCGUUGUGAUUUGCCUUUUUUCUUUUUCUUUUUUCGUUAAUUUGCUAUAGGAUUUUGGAUGGUUGGCUCGUAUUUUUGGAUAGUAGUUCAUUGAUUGAGAAGAAAACUAAUACAAUGCAGGAGGACUAGCCAGUACUGAAUUCGUUACGCUGAUAGUGCUAUUCUCAGUUGUUCUAAUUAUAAAUCAGAAUUCGAAUAUGAAGUUCAUGUUUGUUUUUAUGAUUAUGUUCUUGUCC
Molecule: messenger RNA, 1276 nt
Organism: Erythranthe guttata (spotted monkey flower)
Lineage: Eukaryota; Viridiplantae; Streptophyta; Magnoliopsida; Lamiales; Phrymaceae
Product: putative ribosome biogenesis protein C8F11.04
Source: RefSeq, a predicted model, not a curated record